AUGGAGACAAAAUCAGCAAAAGAGAGCCACAAGGCUCAGGUCUGUGAGCCAGACGCAGGUGAAGGUGCAACAGAAAUCUACAUUGACCCGGUCAAGGAGGCUCGAAUGAUGCGUAAAUUUGACUUCUGUGCAAUUGGCUUGCUGGGAUUGUUCUACAUGAUGGCCAAUUUGGACCGCAGCAAUAUAGGCAAUGCUCAAACUGCAGGCAUGCCUGAAGACUUGGGCUUAGUGGGCAAUCAGUUUGGCACCGCCACGACUUUGCUGUAUGCGACUUACGUCCCAUUCGAGGGACCGGUCGCAGUUCUCCUGAAGAUUAUCGGACCCAAGCCUCUUCUCUCCACGUGCGCUUUCUGCUGGGGAAUAACGACUCUUGGAAUGGCAUUCAUACAGUCUUGGAAGGGUCUCUACGCCUGCCGAUUGCUAACAGGAUUCUUUGAAGCGGGCUUAAUCCCAUGCAUCAAUGUUUACAUUGCCCUGGUGUAUAAAAAGAGUGAAAGAGGAAAGCGCUCGGCAGUUAUCUUUGCUUUCAGUGCCUUUUCGAGCGCCUUUGGUGGAAUUCUCGCUUAUGGCCUGACACAAGUCCACGGACCUAAUGGAUGGGAGGGUUGGCGCUGGCUUUUCGCCGUUGAAGGAGCUAUGACCCUAGUCCUUGUGCCCAUCUUUUUCUGCCUCUUCCCCAAGCAUCCUACCACGGCGUGGUUCCUCACUACUGAAGAGAAGAGCAUGAUGCAAGCUCGCUAUGACAAUGACCCGCAUUGGGGGCAAGACGAGGAGUUUACCUGGGCCGAGUCACUGAGCGCUUUCGUUGACCCCAAAUGGUGGGCAUUUUGGAUUUACCAGUUCAGUGUCGACAUCUCGCUCUAUGGUUUCACGACAUUCCUCCCUAAAAUUGUUUCUGGGUUGGGAUACUCGGGUGUGCAUGCGAACUUGAUGACCGUUCCAAUCUACAUGGUCGGUCUAGUCUGGUUCCUUAUGAUUGCGUACUGUUCCGAUAGGGCUGGUCUACGAGGCCCAUUCCUUGCUGGGCCCUUGCUAUGCCUCAUCAUUGGAUACGCAAUUUUGAUCUCGGUGGAGAGUCUGAAAGUGAGGUUUUUCGCAUGCUUCGUUGUCGCCCUUGGUAUCUAUCCAACAACCGGACUGUCACUCAUGUGGCUUCAAGACAAUACGGCCCGUCACUUCAAGCGGGCCACAAUGGUUGGAAUGACUCUUUGUUUCGGAAAUACGGCUGGUGUCGCUGUUGGUCAAAUUUUCACAACCCAGUCAGCACCGAGAUAUAUUAAAGGGUUAUCUAUUAGUUUGGCACUAGCGGUUGUAGCAUUGGUCAUGGUGGGCGCAUUGUCGAUUGGAAUGAUGACAGUAAACAAGAAGCGGGCAGCAAGAAUCCAGAGAGCUGAGGAGUCAGGGGAAGUGCUGGAGAAGAGACCGGAGAAAGGGGAUUAUGAUGUAUAUUUCCGAUAUUCGCUGUAG
This is a messenger RNA of Penicillium cataractarum, 1467 nucleotides long. RefSeq names its product high-affinity nicotinic acid transporter. Gene Ontology annotation, molecular function: transmembrane transporter activity. The transcript has 5 exons. The record is from RefSeq and is a predicted model, not a curated record. Gene Ontology annotation, cellular component: membrane. The coding region runs from base 1 to 1467 and encodes 488 amino acids. NCBI's taxonomy places the organism in Eukaryota, Fungi, Ascomycota, Eurotiomycetes, Eurotiales, Aspergillaceae. Gene Ontology annotation, biological process: transmembrane transport.